Messenger RNA from Entrophospora candida, 829 nucleotides. The record is from the annotation of a GenBank genome assembly. Lineage: Eukaryota; Fungi; Glomeromycota; Glomeromycetes; Entrophosporales; Entrophosporaceae.
AUGGAUAAAACAUAUAAUCAAAUAGAUACAAAAAAUAAUAAUUAUAUACAUGGAUGGGAAAUAUAUAAAAAAAUAUUAAUAUUACUUGCAAUAAUAAUCAUCUCAUGGAAUUUGUUGUAUUAUUUAUCAUUCUAUAAUUAUGAUAAUAUUAAUAAUAUUGAAGAUUCCUCCUCACAAAUAAAACAAACAUCAUCAUCAACAAUAUUACAGGAUUGUAACAAUAACUGUAAAUUCUUAUUUCCAUAUUUCAUAGUAGAACAAGAGAGCAAAUUCAAUUUACACAUAAGAACAUUUGUUCAAUUGGCUGAAGCUUUAGACCGUAUCUUAGUAAUACCAAAUGUUGGCUUAUCAAGAGCCAGAGCAUGUUUACCAUUUCCAGCAACAUAUUAUUAUAAUUUAAACUCAUUGCAAGAAAUGUUUCCAAAUGCAAAAUUCAUCAUUCAAAAAGAAUAUGAAUUAUGGCUUGAAAAUCAAUCAGAUUAUAAAAACAUUAUUAGUGAUCACAUUUCAUUUACAGUUCUUCCAAACCUUGAUGAGGGUGGUUAUGAAGAACUACAACAACAAAGUCAACAAAAUAAAUUUUAUAGAAGUUAUACAAUUGCAAAAAAUUCUUCUAGUCCUUAUUAUAGAAAUCAGAUUGACAUUAUGAACUCUAAUUGUCAAUAUGAUCUCAAAAUAAAUAUAACAAAAUUUAAAGAAAUACGUAUUAGAAGAGGUAGAUUUCUAAUUCGUUCAGAUGAAGAACGUAAAAAAUUUUCUGAAUUCUUGAUUGAAGCUUUGAAAUCAGAUUCACAAAUACUAUUUAUUUUUUCUACACUGAAACAACCAG